AAUUUGAAAGUAAAUCAGCAGAAUGUCUAGCACCAAGGAGCAAACUUCCCCAAGGGGCGAAACCCAGAGCCAGAGCCAGAAGAAAGAAACGCUGGAAGGGCUACCUUUAGAGAGCAGCCCUUACGUCAAGUACCGAGAUUUGGAGGAUUACAAACGCCAGGCCUACGGCACGGAAGGACACCUCCCAGUGGAGAUAAAGCAAGGCGCAAGCGGCAGCACUGAUGCCCCUACGCUUACCGGAGCCGCCGUGUCCGACGCUAAGUCCAUCCUCACCAAUGCUUCCGGCAACUAAUUAACGGCAUCAUGUCGCAUUUAAUAAUAUAUCAAAGUUUUGAUUAUUAUUAAUUAAUUAUAUUAUUAGUUUUUUUUUAAAUUUGGACC
This is a messenger RNA of Theobroma cacao (cacao), 381 nucleotides long. RefSeq lists its product as uncharacterized. NCBI's taxonomy places the organism in Eukaryota, Viridiplantae, Streptophyta, Magnoliopsida, Malvales, Malvaceae. The record is from RefSeq and is a predicted model, not a curated record.